Melanotaenia boesemani (Boeseman's rainbowfish) is the source of this 1132-nucleotide messenger RNA. It is a transcript of the gene cdk1, whose product is annotated as cyclin-dependent kinase 1. Gene Ontology annotation, molecular function: cyclin-dependent protein serine/threonine kinase activity; RNA polymerase II CTD heptapeptide repeat kinase activity; ATP binding. NCBI's taxonomy places the organism in Eukaryota, Metazoa, Chordata, Actinopteri, Atheriniformes, Melanotaeniidae. Gene Ontology annotation, cellular component: nucleus. The transcript is spliced from 8 exons. Gene Ontology annotation, biological process: mitotic G2 DNA damage checkpoint signaling; protein phosphorylation; G2/M transition of mitotic cell cycle. The coding region runs from base 94 to 1005 and encodes 303 amino acids. The record is from RefSeq and is a predicted model, not a curated record.
GCACUGUGGGGAAUUCAAAAGAGUUUUUCUGCAUACCAGCAGCAGUCUUCACGGGAGUGCGUAGGUCGAAAAACGAGAUAAAGAAAGGUGAUAAUGGAAGAUUACUUGAAAAUAGAAAAAAUUGGAGAAGGUACCUAUGGAGUGGUGUACAAGGGAAGGCACAAGGCCACCGGGCAGGUCGUGGCUAUGAAGAAGAUCCGUCUGGAGAGUGAGGAAGAGGGUGUUCCCAGCACCGCUGUCAGGGAAGUGUCUCUGCUUCAGGAGCUGAAACAUCCCAACGUUGUACGCCUGCUGGACGUUCUGAUGCAGGAGUCCCGUCUCUACCUCAUCUUUGAGUUCCUGUCCAUGGACCUGAAGAAGUACCUGGACUCCAUCCCGUCUGGCCAGUACAUGGACCCCAUGCUCGUCAAGAGCUACCUUUACCAGAUCUUGGAGGGAAUUUAUUUCUGCCACUGUCGUCGAGUUCUCCACCGGGACCUGAAACCCCAGAACCUCCUGAUAGACAACAAAGGAGUCAUCAAACUGGCCGACUUCGGCUUGGCUCGGGCCUUUGGUGUUCCUGUCCGGGUCUACACCCAUGAGAUUGUGACUCUGUGGUACCGGGCUCCAGAGGUCCUUCUGGGUUCACCCAGAUAUUCCACCCCUGUCGAUGUGUGGAGCACUGGGACCAUCUUCGCUGAGCUGAGCACGAAGAAGCCCUUGUUCCACGGAGACUCGGAGAUAGACCAGCUCUUCAGGAUCUUCAGGACUCUGGGAACCCCGAACAACGAGGUGUGGCCAGAGGUGGAGAGCCUUCCUGACUACAAAAACACUUUCCCUAAAUGGAAGUCUGGGAACCUGUCGUCCAUGGUGAAGAACCUGGACCAGAACGGUCUGGACCUGAUGGCAAAAAUGUUGAUCUACAACCCUCCGAAGAGGAUCUCUGCCCGUGAGGCCAUGACACACCCAUACUUUGAUGACUUGGACAAAUCCACCCUGCCUGCUGCCAGCAUCAACAAGAUCUAGAGCAGAUUCUCUCCUCAUCGGAAAUCCUUUAUCAGUUAUUAUUCUGUAAAUACUUCUGUGUGUGUGGAAAUGGUUGCAAACCGUGAAGUUUCAAGUCUUUUCAAUAAAACUGAACUUUGUGUGAUGA